AUGUUUCCGUCCGCGGGAAAACGCUGCUUCACCAUCGAGUCUCUGGUGGCCAAAGAGAACCCGCUGGGCGCGGAGGAGCCGCUCCGCCCGGCGGCCCUGGCCUACUCCAGCCCCCCCGCGGAGGCCCUGAUGAGCUACCAGGCCCCCCCCGCCAGGCCCCUGUACCAGAGCCCGGACCUGGUCUUCCCGGACGGCGUGGGCCACCCGUCCCUCACCGUGGCCCCCCACCAGCUCGGCGGCUCCCACCUGCAGCACCCGCACUUCUUCGGGACGCAGCACCGGGACCCGCUCGGCUUCUACCCCUGGGUCCUCCGGAACCGGUUCUUCGGUCACAGGUUUCAAGGGAACGACGUGUCCCAGGACAGCCUGCUGCUCCACGGACCCUUCGCCCGGAAGCCGAAGCGGAUCCGCACCGCCUUCUCCCCGUCGCAGCUGCUGCGGCUGGAGCGCGCCUUCGAGAAGAACCACUACGUGGUGGGAGCCGAGAGGAAGCAGCUGGCCACCAGCCUCAGCCUGUCCGAGACCCAGGUCAAGGUGUGGUUCCAGAACCGGAGGACCAAGUACAAGCGGCAGAAGCUGGAGGAGGAGGGGCCGGAGAGCCAGCAGAAGAAGAAGGGGAACCACCACAUCAACCGCUGGCGCCUGGCCACCAAGCAGGCGGCGUCGGACGACAUCGACGUGACCUCAGAGGACUGA
Salarias fasciatus (jewelled blenny) is the source of this 696-nucleotide messenger RNA. RefSeq names its product empty spiracles homeobox 1 (gene emx1). Gene Ontology annotation, cellular component: nucleus. The record is from RefSeq and is a predicted model, not a curated record. Gene Ontology annotation, biological process: neuron differentiation; brain development; central nervous system development. Lineage: Eukaryota; Metazoa; Chordata; Actinopteri; Blenniiformes; Blenniidae. The transcript has 3 exons. Gene Ontology annotation, molecular function: RNA polymerase II cis-regulatory region sequence-specific DNA binding; DNA-binding transcription factor activity, RNA polymerase II-specific. The coding region runs from base 1 to 696 and encodes 231 amino acids.